Quercus lobata is the source of this 1618-nucleotide messenger RNA. Its product is annotated as alpha-1,3-arabinosyltransferase XAT3-like. The coding region runs from base 112 to 1476 and encodes 454 amino acids. The record is from RefSeq and is a predicted model, not a curated record. Lineage: Eukaryota; Viridiplantae; Streptophyta; Magnoliopsida; Fagales; Fagaceae. Gene Ontology annotation, molecular function: glycosyltransferase activity. The transcript is spliced from 4 exons.
AUUAUUCAACUAUCCAGCUCAAGUUGCUCUAUUCAAUAAGGUCGAAUAUAUUGGAACUAGCAUAAAUUAAACAAAAUAUAUACUGUAUAUGAUGACAGACACAGUCAACAGAUGGGGAAGGAAUCCAGCAGAUUAGUGCUUGGUGCAACUUCAGUAGUAUUAUUGCUUGUUAUCUUCUUGCUUUAUGCUGCAUAUUUCACAUCCGAUGUUAACCCAUUUGAUUCAUGGAAGGACCAUCUAUCAAAUUGGAAUGGUAGUCCCUACAGAAGAAAGGUUGAUAAAGGCGUAGAACUUGUUGAACCUCUAGAAUUUACUAUGAGAAGAUUAGUGAGAGGUGAAGAUCGAGUUCAGCUUGAAACUACUGGUUUUUCUUGCCACUCUGACCUUCACUCAGAAGUAUGUGUCGCAAAAAAACCAGUUAUAAUUGACAACAAUGCAUUAACUGCUUACCUACAAUCCUCUCAAGUCCAAGUUAAUCACACGGUUAGACCAUAUGCUAGGAAAGAGGAUGAGACGGCUAUGGUACAAGUCUCACCUGUGCAAAUACUUCAUGGAAAUGCUAGCUUACCUGCUUGUCAAUUCACUCAUGAUGUCCCAGCUGUUGUGUUCUCCUCUGGUGGCUUCACAGGCAACCUAUUUCAUGAGUUUAAUGAGCUCAUCAUCCCCUUAUUCAUCACAUGUUACCACUUUAAAUCCCACCUACAAUUUGUCAUCACUGAUUUUAAGCCUUGGUGGGUCAGAAAAUACAAUCAGAUUCUAACCCACUUGUCAAAAUUUGAGGUGAUAAAUGCAGCAAAAGAUGGAGGUGUUCACUGCUUUCCCGGAGCAGUUAUAGGGUUAAAGUACCAUGACAAUCUAGCCUUAAAUCCUACAGAAAUUCCUGGAGGGUAUUCCAUGUUUGACUUCAAGCAUUUCCUAAGAGAAACAUAUAACCUGAAGAUAAAGAAUGUUUCUGAUAUAGAAAAGCCAAAGCUACUUCUCAUAUCUCGUCCUAAAACAAGAAAGUUUAUGAAUGAAGAUGAAAUGGUGGAUAUGAUGGAGGAACUUGGUUUUGAAGUUGUUGUGGCAACACCUAAUAGGAUGUCAAACUUGGACAAGUUUGCAGAGGUACUCAACUCGUGUAGUGUCAUGGUUGGAGCACAUGGUGCUGGAGUUACAAAUACUGUGUUCUUGCCUGCUGGGGCAGUAAUGGUCCAAGUGGUGCCACUGGGGUUGGAUUGGGCUUCAACAGCUUACUUUGGUGGACCAGCAAAAGAGAUGGGGAUGCAUUAUUUGGAGUACAAGAUUGAGCCAACGGAGAGUUCGCUUUUCAAAGAGUAUGGUCCAGACCACCCAGUAAUUUCUGAUCCCAUGUCUAUAUUCUUGAAGGGCUACAAUGCUGCAAGAGCUACAUAUGUUGACGGGCAGAACCUGAUGAUAAACUUGGUAAGGUUUAGGGAGACCCUUGAGAAAGCAAUGAAGUUUCUUGGACACUAAAUUGCUUUAUUGUGGGAUAAUAGAUUUGGGGUAUAUGUCAUUAUCCUGUGAAGUAAGAGGAAAAAAAAAUGCAUAUAGAAUUUUUUUUUUUUGGUCUUGCAUAGAUUCAUUCAAUCAUGUUUUUUACAUAUUGUUUGAGAAA